GGGGGACGUUUAUCCCGACGGUCCGCCUUCAGAGUAUAAGGAAGUGUUCUGACAUGUAGCUCGUAAAAAGUCUGAAAAGUCAACUCUUGGGAGGAUAAAAGUAUCAAGAUUUCACAAUGGAAGGAACUUCAACAACUAAUGCCGCAGCUCAGCCCUCCAUUGCUGCUCAGGUUCCUUUUAUUGACCUCUGUAACAUUUUAGAGAAAAUCCAGAAGUCUAAGCUCCGUCCAGAGAAAUCCAAGAUCCUUAGAGAUUUCAUCGAAUCAUGGAGGAAGUUUCAUUCUGCUCUUCACAAAGCCAACCCCAAAACAACAGACUCUUUCUACCCAGCCAUGCGCCUCAUAGUCCCCCCAUUCGAACGAGAGCGUAUGGCCUAUGGCAUCAAAGAGAGCAUGUUAGCUAAACUCUACAUCGAUGUUCUAGGCCUUCCGAAGAACGGCCUGGAAGCCAACAAACUUUUAAACUACCGUGCCCCGACUACUUCCCAAGGAGAAGCAGGGGACUUUGCCGGUAUGGCGUACUUUGUGCUGAAGAAGCGGUGCACCAGCCAAGGAAAGCUCAGUAUCAAAGAAGUCAAUGACUUUCUUGACUCGGUGGCCAUCAACAAUGCAACUAAGAAGAAAGACCUUGUAAGAAAGAGUCUGCUGCACCUCAUUACUCAGAGCUCGGCUCUCGAGCAAAAGUGGCUCAUCAGGAUGAUUCUGAAGGACAUGAAGCUUGGGAUCAGCAAAGAGACUGCUCUUCAAGUCUUCCAUCCAGAUGCUAAUGAUCUCUACAAUGUCAAUACAGACUUGAACAAGGUGUGCCAACAGCUCCACAACCCCUCUGUGUCUUUAAGCGACAUCUCAAUUGGACUUUUCUCAGCUUUCAAGCCAAUGCUGGCAGCAGUGGCGAACAUCCGAAAUGUUGAGAAACAGAUGGGAAACAGCCCGUUUUACAUCGAAACCAAGCUGGAUGGGGAGCGCAUUCAACUGCACAAAGACGGGGAUGUGUACAAGUACUAUAGCAGAAAUGCCUUCGAGUACACCCAGCAAUUUGGAGGGUCCCCAUUGCAGGGCUCGCUGACCCCUUACAUCCACAACGUUUUUAAAAGCAACAUUGUAAACUGCAUCCUGGAUGGUGAGAUGAUGGCAUACAACCCAACCGCAGCGACCUUCAUGCAGAAAGGGAGCAAAUUUGACAUCAAGAAACUCAUGGACGACUCUGAGUUGCAGACGUGUUUUUGCGUUUUCGAUGUUUUGUUGGUGAAUGACCAGAAGCUCGGCAAGGAAACUUUGAAGAAGCGUGACGAGAUCCUGCAGACAGUCUUCACCCCAGUUAAGGGGAGAAUACACUUGGUGCCAAAGACAGAUGCCAGAACCAUGCAGGAGGUGGUGAAUGCACUCAAUGAUGCGAUCGACAGCAGAGAGGAAGGAAUCAUGGUGAAGGAUCCGUUAUCCAUCUACAAACCAGACAAGCGUGGGGAGGGAUGGUUGAAAAUAAAGCCAGAAUACAUGGACGGCUUGAUGGAUGAGCUGGAUCUCCUAAUCGUUGGUGGCUACUGGGGGAAAGGAAGGCGAGGUGGCAUGAUGUCCCACUUCUUAUGUGCUGUCGCCGAAGCCCCGAAGCCUGGCGAGAAACCCUCAGUUUUCCACACUCUAUGCCGCAUCGGCUCUGGCUACACCAUGAAGGAGCUGUACGACCUUGGUUUGAAGCUAGCCAAAAACUGGAAAGUCUACCGUAAGAACGACCCACCAGCCUCCAUCUUAUGUGGUACGGAGAAACCAGAAGUUUACAUCGAACCAUGCAACUCGGUCAUCAUCCAGGUCAAGGCGGCUGAAAUCGUUGGAAGCGACAUGUAUAAAACCAACUGCACCUUGCGUUUCCCAAGAAUCGAGAAGAUCCGCGAUGACAAGGAGUGGCACCAGUGCAUGACUCUGGCAGAGCUGGAUCAGUUCCGGGGUAAGGCCUCUGGGAAACUUGCCUCGCGACACCUUCGCAUCGAUGACGACGAACCACAAAAGAAGAAGCGCAAGAUGCCGGCCAGACCGAAGAAAGUGGUGGGGAUCGUUGACCACUUCAAGCCCCAGGAUCUCUCUGGGGUAAAAAAGGAGACAGAUAUGUUUGAGGAUGUGGAGUUCUGUAUUCUGAAUGGCACCGAGGAUCACCCAAAAGCUGAGCUGGAAAAGGGCGUGGCCAGGUGUGGCGGUGUAGUGGUCCAAAACCCAGGACGGGACACAUACUGUGUGAUUGCUGGGGUGGAAAACAUGCGUGUGAAGAAUCUUAUUUCAACCAACCAGCAUGACGUGGUGUGGGCCGCCUGGCUGCUAGAGUGCCUGAACCAGAAGGAGGUGGUGCCAUGGCAGCCACGCCACAUGAUCCACAUGUCGCUCUCCACCAGGGAGCACUUCGCCAAAGAGUACGACAGCUUCGGCGACAGCUACUUCGUGGACACCGACGAGCAGCAGCUGCGGGAGGUGUUUGGCCGGAUGAGCGGCGAGGAGUUGUCCAGGGGAGUGAACGUGGGUCAGGUGGAGCAGCGGUGCGGCUUGGAGGACCUUCCAACCAGCUUGUUCAGACCCUUUGAGGUUUACAUGGACCGCUACGCCGACAUUGGAGACCCUAAAACGGCUUUGCCUGCCACCUGUUUGGACAUCAGAGCGAUGGAGUUCCGCUACCAUGGAGGGAAGGUGGUGCAGAAGUUGGAAGAAGGAGUGACUCAUGUCAUUGUCACAGAAGAAGCGAGACUUCUUGAUUUAAGGACUCUUCGUCGAUGCUUGAGGAAGAAGUUCAAGAUUGUGAAAGACUCGUGGGUGACGGAUUCAAUCAAAGCUGGCUUCCUGAUGAACGACACUGACUACUUAGUUUGAAGAAUCAUCUGUGAAUAGACACUAGUGAUAUUUUAAUUAACUCCUAAAGAUUUAAGUAAUAAUCAUUUUUUUAAAACUAAAAAUUCAAAACCAAGAAACUGAGCAAUAUGGUUCAGAAGGACAUUAAACUGUGCAGAGAUUCAAAUUCUAAUGGGUUUUUAUAUGCAAACUUAAUGAGUUUUAUAUUUUGUGUUCUUAAUGAGUUAUCAAAUAUGCAGGUUAUUAAUUUUAAACUGAUUGUUGGUGGUUACAAUCAGAGGAAGCAAAGAUUAGUUUUUCAAUUUUAAUUGUUUGAAUUGUGUUAAGAAGCAAAACUUUUUCAUACCCCCUCUUUCUCUUUUAGACUUUCAGCCUCAGGAAUAAUAAUAAUGCAUAUUUUGAAAUCACAAUGGAUUUAGAUUAAUUUUAAAAAACUGCAGAAUUUGGGGAAUUAUAAGGCUUGCAUUAAAAGUACAACAAAGACAAAGGGAGUAUUGUUUUGAUUGUUCAUCCUCUUUGUAAUCUGUGCCUUUUAUUUACAUUUUAAGAACUCUAAUAAACAUCUUGAAACACUGGA
Molecule: messenger RNA, 3405 nt
Organism: Notolabrus celidotus (New Zealand spotty)
Lineage: Eukaryota; Metazoa; Chordata; Actinopteri; Labriformes; Labridae
Gene: lig4
Product: ligase IV, DNA, ATP-dependent
Biological process (GO): DNA biosynthetic process; nucleotide-excision repair, DNA gap filling; immunoglobulin V(D)J recombination
Cellular component (GO): DNA-dependent protein kinase-DNA ligase 4 complex; DNA ligase IV complex
Molecular function (GO): ATP binding; DNA binding; DNA ligase (ATP) activity
Source: RefSeq, a predicted model, not a curated record